Molecule: messenger RNA, 2335 nt
Organism: Crotalus tigris (Tiger rattlesnake)
Lineage: Eukaryota; Metazoa; Chordata; Lepidosauria; Squamata; Viperidae
Gene: S1PR4
Product: sphingosine-1-phosphate receptor 4
Exons: 2
Coding region: 483-1766 (427 amino acids)
Biological process (GO): G protein-coupled receptor signaling pathway
Cellular component (GO): membrane
Molecular function (GO): sphingosine-1-phosphate receptor activity
Source: RefSeq, a predicted model, not a curated record
CAGACGACGCACAGAGGCUUUGGGUUAAGUCACAUCCUAAAAAUUUUCAUCACUGCACAUGAACCUUGAGGCUAUGGCCAGAUGAAUCACACCACAGCACUGAGCAGUUGCUGGUGAUGUGGACUCAUUUUUGAGGAGUUUCCACCAGGCUUCCUUCUGCAGUCCACGGGCGCCUCUACCGGACUCGUUCUGCAACUUGGGCGAAGAAUUUGAAGGUGGCUGCUGCUCGUUGGCACAUCAGUUCCUCUCUGGAGAUGCUCGGACAGCCGUUGCAUCUUCCAAUCCAAUUAGGCUUCUCCGAAGUUGAAUUUGGACAUCGGGUUUUGCAACCCAUGUGUAACCACUGUCCUAAAAGUGGCUCUCUUUUCCUCUGGUAAAAACAGAGAAAGCAUCUGGUGCUACAUCUCAGCAAACAUCUUUCCAACGGCAAGUCCACUGGCUUGUGAUUCCUGGUUUGAGUGACAGUUUCUUUUCUCCACAACAUGACGGACCAAAGCCAUCUCUCCUUCUCCUCCUCCUCUUCCUCCUUCUCGUCCUCUUCCUCCUUCUCCUCCCCUCCUUCUUCAUUCCCUACUUCUGCCUUCCAGCCACCUCUUGGCUCAGUCCACGGCCAGCGGUCCUGCUCCCUCCUGACUGCCACUGAGGACUUCAACAUUGUCCUGUAUCAUUACAACCUUACCGGACGGCUGAGCCACCGGCGUCCUGAGGAAGACCACUUCGAUGUCCUCAAGAUCAUCAUCCUCGCCGCCAGCUGCCUCAUCAUUCUGGAGAACCUGGUGGUCCUGCUGGCCAUCGUCUUGAAGGUGAAAAGCCGACGUUGGAUCUACACCUGCCUCGCCAGCAUCUCCUCCAGCGACCUGCUGGCCGGGAUCGCCUACCUGAUCAACCUCUGCCUGUCGGGAAAGACAACCUUCCAGCUGUAUCCCUACAUGUGGUUUCUCCGCGAAGGCAUCCUUUUCAUCGCCUUGGCCGCCUCCACCUUCAGCCUGCUGGUGACGGCCAUCGAACGCUUCAGCGCCAUGGUGAGGCCCAUCGCGGAAAGCGAGUCCAUCAAGACCAACCGUCUUCGGAACUGCAUUUUCUUCUCCUGGUUCUUGGCCUUCGUGAUCGGCCUGCUUCCCCUGCUCGGGUGGAACUGCAUUUGCGACGUGCCCCGCUGUUCCACCUUGCUGCCUCUGUACGCCAAGAACUACAUCCUCUUCACGGUCGUCAUGUUCAGCAUCAUCCUGGUGGGCGUGGUGAGUCUCUACUGCUCCAUCUACUGCUGGGUCAGGAGAAGAGCCAAGAUGGGCUUCUCCAACGGAGGCCGAAAGAGGUCCCUGCGGCUGCUGAAGACGGUGUUGCUCAUCCUGUUCACCUUCCUGGUUUGCUGGAUCCCUCUCUUCCUCCUGCUGCUGAUCGACAUCUUCGACAGGAGCAAAGCCCUGAGGCUGCAAAAGGUCUUCGGGUGGUUUGUGACUUUGGCGGUUGUCAACUCGUUCGUCAACCCCAUCAUCUACUCUCUGAAAAGCAAAGAGGUGAGGAGAGCCGUGGUGGAGCUUCUCUGCUGCGGCUGCAUCUUGGCAGGGUGGCAAGGUCCCAGCGGCUGUCUCGCCCCCAGCGACCAUCUCCCCAGCUCUUCCACAGAGGUGGGCAGCUCCCUGAAGGUGCGCGAGAGCUUCCGCAGCCCGGUGAUACAGAAGCGGAGCGCCAGGAAAGAACCUCUUUCCAGCAAUUCCAGCGUGUUGAGCGCUUUGGUGGUCAGCGACGGUCCCGGCCAACCUUAACUCCCAGGGUUAGGAGAUGGUCUUCUGCAACAUACUGAGACCUGGGAUGGCUGAUGGCCGAAGUGCACGAGGGAGUUGCUCGGUCCACUGCCCUCUAAGAUGACCAGUGGUCAGCAAAGGCCUGAAAUGCAAAAGACGUCCAGUUCUGAGCGAGUCUUCCUUGGGCAACCUCAAUUUCACACGUUCUGAAGAGGUUCCUUAUUCCUGACUUCCCUGGCUGGUGUCGUGGCUUCCUUCCUUUUCAUCCUGUUGUUUGGCCUUGGCUUCUGACACAACCCUUCGUUGUCACUGACUGGUUUCUUGUAGGAACACAAUCUUGAUUUCUCUGCAGGAAAGCAACUGACUCUCAAAAGCUGGACCGGCAUAUUAUGUUACUGCAUACACACAGAAGUCUUCUCACAAUUCUGAUCAAGAGGAGAAAACUCCAUUCAGAAAAGAGGAAACAGGCAGUCCUCGACUUACGACAGUUCUUUUGGUGACCGCUCAAAGUUAUAACAGUACUGAAAAAAGUGACUUAGGACGGUUUUUCAUGCUUACGACCGUUGCAUCUCCAUGAUCACAGGACCAAA